CCGGGACAGCAGCGCGCGCCCCCGCCGGCCGUUACCGCGGCGCAACGCGCGCGCUCGGUUGCCAUCGCGACGGCGGCGACGCGGCGGCAGCGGCAUGUCGGACCUCAGCUCAGAGGAGGCCGAGGAGGAGGCCGAGGCUUACCUGGGGGAGUAUGAUGGUGAGCGCAAUUCUGAAGGUGAACGGCAUGGACGUGGGAAAGCACUGCUGCCCAAUGGUGAUACAUAUGACGGUGAAUAUGAGCACAGUCUCAGAAACGGGCAGGGGACCUACAGAUUUAAAACUGGUGCUUUCUACAUUGGACAAUAUCUUCAAAAUAAAAAGCAUGGCCAUGGUACUUUUUAUUAUCCAGAUGGAUCAAAAUAUGAAGGAAGCUGGGUAGAUGAUCAGAGACAUGGCUAUGGAGAAUAUACCUACGCAAAUGGAGACACCUAUGCGGGAGAAUGGUUUAACGACAAUAGGCAUGGGCAAGGUAAAUACAUCUAUAAAGACACUGGAUCUAUGUAUGUUGGUGGUUGGGUAAAUGGAAUCCAGGAAGGAGAAGCGGAACUUAUCCACCUAAAUCACAGAUAUAGGGGCAAGUUUUUGAAUGGAAAUCCUGAAGGUCAUGGCAAAUAUAUCUUUGACAUUGGAUGUGAACAGCAUGGUGAAUACAUACAGUCAGAGGAGGACAAGGAGGAGGAAGAAGAAGAGGAGGAGCCCUCUUCACUUGCUGAACCAAAAUGGAUAGCAACAGAAAUUACUAAAUUAAUACUCUGGAUGCCCAAUGUGGAAAAAGCACCUUCUCCCAGUGAAGGCCCCCCAGCAGCAGCAGCAGAGGCAGCAGCAGCAGAUGAAGCAGUGGAAGAAACAGCAGCAGAUGAAAAAGACAAAAUGCAAACAAAUGCAGUCACUGAUGAGUCUGCUGAGCAUAGGGAUGAUGAGCCUUCUCUUCAUAAAGCAUCCAGUGAAGUUUUUAGCCCAACAAAGGAUGCAGAAGAAGAAGAUGAGGGAGUAAGAGAAGAAGAAAACAAAGAAGGAGAAGAGUACCAAGGAACUGCUAGUUUAGAAGAUGAGGAGGAAUCAAAGGAAGCAGAGUAACUUGGAUACAACUAAAGGCAAAUAUAGACAGAAAAGGAAAAUGCAGAGUAAAUCAUUAGUUAAGGUAAACCUGCAAUAUUUUUAUUCAUAUCUUCAUUAUCUUUUGAAUAAACAUUUUUGUCACUGUUCUGUCUGGAA
Molecule: messenger RNA, 1216 nt
Organism: Numida meleagris (helmeted guineafowl)
Lineage: Eukaryota; Metazoa; Chordata; Aves; Galliformes; Numididae
Gene: RSPH1
Product: radial spoke head 1 homolog
Exons: 9
Coding region: 95-1078 (327 amino acids)
Biological process (GO): axoneme assembly; spermatid development
Cellular component (GO): nucleus; motile cilium
Source: RefSeq, a predicted model, not a curated record